This is a messenger RNA of Camponotus floridanus (Florida carpenter ant), 1804 nucleotides long. Its product is annotated as gustatory receptor for sugar taste 43a. Lineage: Eukaryota; Metazoa; Arthropoda; Insecta; Hymenoptera; Formicidae. Bases 220 to 1767 code for a protein of 515 amino acids. Gene Ontology annotation, cellular component: dendrite; axon; neuronal cell body. The record is from RefSeq and is a predicted model, not a curated record. The transcript has 9 exons. Gene Ontology annotation, biological process: sensory perception of taste.
UGCGCCUCAAAUUCUCGUGAAUUUUCAAUAAAUCUCACAACGAUAGAUUUUCCAGUAAUCGAUGAUGCAAUUGACAAAAGUGCGAUAUUUCUUAUAAAGUAUAUUCUGCGCGAAGGAACGGUAUUUUUGUAAAAGGUCUUGUGACUUCAUUUCUUCCGUUGAAUGUGAUGAAAAGGAAUCUAUUCAAUACAGUUUGCGAAUUAUUUUGCGAGCGUGUCUAUGAAUAUCAUCAACGAAACUAUCCUCAUAUCUAGAAAAAUGCUUGUGCGAUGGAACGAUUUGAAUAAUGGACAAAUGGUGAAUAAGACAAACAACAAGCCUUCAAACGUGGACGAUGACAUGACAAAUCCCAAUGUGACGAGUAAUAACAAGUCGGCAAAUAGUGAUCUAUACCAAGCCUUGUUUCCGAUUUAUUAUAUCAGCAAACUGUCCGGUGUAUUUCCAAUGAGAUUUGUCCGACAGGUAUCUGGCAGAUAUCAAGGCCGAUUGAGCAUCAUCGAUAGCAUUUACAGUCUAUGCUUAAUGACGUGCCUGAUAAGCGUCCAAAUUUGGGGUUUCUGGUGCGAUCUCAGACGUGGAUGGGAGAAUAGCACUCGACUUAAAUCACAGAACGCGAUAAUUUUCUCCGCAAGCGAUGUGUUGGGAUUAAUGAGUCUCAUGGCCGUCUCCAUCAUCAGUUCAAUUAUAUACUGGCAACAGGUGCAAACUAUCAUCGAUAAAUUGAUCGAUUGCGAUGAGAAGCUGGGAAUCCUCUCGCCGAAGAAGCUGCAACGGUACACCAUCCUGUUAACGAUUUGCAGUCUCUCCUAUUGCAUCAUUGUCUCAUAUCUCGAUGUCCGCUCGUGGAAUUACAAGGUACAGCUAAAUAAGAAACUGGACAACACAGGGCCGUUCAAUUAUCUCCCUCUGUAUUUUAUGUACAUAACUAUUAUUAUGAUGGAAGUUCAAUAUUCCAUCAUCGUGUACAAUGUGAGCCAACGAUUCUUUAGAAUUAACAAGACUCUUGAAAAUAUCCUUAAAAGCAGCAAAAUUACAAAUCAAUUCAGAAAGGAUCUUGGAUUAGCUGGCGAGUUUCGAGAUCAAGAACAAUACAUUACAUACAUCCGGCAAGAAAUGAUAGGAAAUACUCGAAUGUUUCGUAAAUCAAAGAUCAUGGAUUCCAUUGUUGCAAAUGAUGGCAGAAGUUUUACAGACAGCAUAUCCCAACUGGUGACAGUACACGCGACACUGUGUGACACAGUAUUACUUAUAAAUACUGUUUAUGGCGUUAUUGUACUCGUAAUUACAAUUACCUGUCUAAUACAUCUGAUCAUCACACCGUACGUUUUGAUAAUGGAAGCUGACGUAAAACGUGAAUCGCUAUUCGUUACAGUAGAAGGAUUGUGGUGUAUCUUUCAAAUUUGGAGAUUACUCGUGAUAGUAGAGCCCACAUAUGCUACUAUAAUGCAGGGAAAGAAAACAGCGGUUUUGGUAAGCCAAUUACUAUCCAUGGAUCACGACAGAGAAGGUACAAAACAACUAGAAAUUUUUUCACUUCAGCUUCUACACCGUCCUUUGGAGUUUACAGCGUGCGGACUCUUCACUUUGGAUCGUACUCUUAUAACCUCACUUGCUGGUGCAGUCACAACAUAUCUUGUAAUAAUCAUACAAUUCCAAAAAGAGGACAAUACAAAGGGCAAUUUCGAUAUUAUAUUGAAGAACGCCACACAAAUGCUGAAAAACGCGACGAUACUUCACAAUAUCACAGCGGGAAGAUUGGGUCUAUAAAUUAAGACAAACUAUGCUUCUCUUUAUUCCUUUUAUG